Molecule: messenger RNA, 1173 nt
Organism: Sabethes cyaneus
Lineage: Eukaryota; Metazoa; Arthropoda; Insecta; Diptera; Culicidae
Product: odorant receptor 63a-like
Exons: 5
Coding region: 1-1173 (390 amino acids)
Biological process (GO): detection of chemical stimulus involved in sensory perception of smell; sensory perception of smell
Cellular component (GO): plasma membrane
Molecular function (GO): odorant binding; olfactory receptor activity
Source: RefSeq, a predicted model, not a curated record
AUGGGGCUCGUAUCGAAGAUUUCGAACAUUAUAAGCGCUAAAACACCAAACUUUCACGGAACCUACGCCGUGUUUCACAUUUUCAUGGUGAUUUGUGGUUUGGAAUUUUUCGACGACGACUUCAUGGUUGGAGUAUUCAACUCGGUUCGCUUUCUGGGACCACUUGGAAGUAUUCUCGUUGCUAUUUGGACGUGCGAAAUUCAUAUGCGACGCUAUAUAGAUGACGUAGAUUCAACCAUUCUAAGCUUAUCAGCACUAAUCUCUGCAGGUGAAAUACUGCUCAAGAUUAUGGGAAUGGCUUUGAAGCGCAAAAAAGGUGCUCAACUCAUUGCUAAGGCUUUAAACGAUAGGAGUUAUGAUGAUGGACCAAUGGAGAGAGCCUCUUUCCUAAAAUAUCAUACCAUGUGCAGGAAAUUACUCUGCGUCACUAUCUUUUCGUAUCUCUUCACGGCAUUAAUGAUAGUGUCUUAUCCUGCCAUUGCCGGAAAAUUGGAUGAGUACAUGCUGCCUGUUGGUUAUUCCAUCCCGUAUAUCAGUCAUAAACAACAACCUUGGUAUACGAUAAACUAUUCCAUAAUCAUUUUUCAUGCUGCGUACCUUGCCUUGGCGUUCAUAGGCCUUGAUGGUCCCUUCUAUAUUUAUCUGUGCUAUUCUACGUGCAAACUUGAAAUUAUUAAAAACUACGUUGAUCAAAUUGGUGAACCUAACAACAUAGAAGACCAACGGAAAUUGAUUCAGAAAAUUGUAGGCAUUCACGCUGAUGUACUGACAUAUCUUAAAGAAUGUUCCGACUUCUAUCAUGACAUAUAUUUAGCUCAAGUAUUCUGCUCAAUCGCACACAUUUGUCUAUCACUUUUUCAUAUACAAUUGAAAUUCAAAAACAGCUCUUAUGGCAUGCUGGCAACAAACGUGGUCAAAAUGUGGAUUUUCUGUUACUGUGGAGAGCUCGUAGUUACCAAGUCAGACGAGGUUUCGAAAGCGAUGUACGACAAUCGCUGGUAUACGCUUUGGCACAAGCAAGACCUUAAAGCUAUUCAGUUUAUGCUGGCGAACGCCCAAACAACUGUCGGUUUUUCCAUUGGAGGAUUUGGAAUAUUAUCGUACGCUACAUUCACUGUGAUCAUGAAAACUGCAUACAGCUGCAAUGCAUUUCUGCAUAAUAUGAUGAAAUGA